AUGACCGGGACGUGGUUCCUCCCACCAGAUUUUACCUUUACCACAACUGGGCCGCUUCGCCUCGGCAUGGUCAUCUCACACUGGUCCAAACCCACCGCCGUGCUUGCGACCCUUGGUUCCGGAAAUGAGGUCCAAUUGCCGGCUACGGCGACCAUCGUGGAGUCGAACCAUGCUCACAACCGCUCAAGCUCCCAAUCCACCAGCCUUGGCAUGUGGGCCAAGUUCGAGGGCAUCGCGUCGGCAUCAGCCAACCAGAGUAUCGGCAAGAGCAGAAGCAUAGAUUACAGCAAAACGGACCACGAGAUUCGCUUCUUCUCUGACCCGGUGACACCCGAGGCCGUAACCGCGAUCGCCAAUCUUCCGGCUGUACGGGCACAUAUCGACUCAGGCCUCUUUGGCAAGCGGCCCAUCUAUCUCGUCUCGGGGCUGCGCAUCGCCACUUCGUCCUUCACUGUGACGACAGAGAACAGCUCUCAACUGGCACUGGGAGCCGAGGCAUCCGGACCACCGGCAGGUACCGUACCUGCUGAAGUUGGCGGGAAAUUGGAACACGAACAACAACGGGCCGUUACCGACUCGUACGAUACGGCCCCGGGAAUCGUGUUUGCAUAUCGGCUUCACGUCAUUCGAACCCGCAGAGCGGGAUCGGAGGCGGAGCUCUUCAGUCACAAGGGCGCGUUCUUGACUGGCGAGCGAGAGCAAGAGAAGGAGCCAUUGCUCCUCCUCGAAGCGACAAAGGAUGAAAUCGAUGGCGACGUGGAGGAAGAUGUCGAGUACGAAAGCGUGGAUGUUGGAGAGGAUGAUUUGUGCAUUUAUCUGCCGCCGAAGGGAUAA
Molecule: messenger RNA, 834 nt
Organism: Neoarthrinium moseri
Lineage: Eukaryota; Fungi; Ascomycota; Sordariomycetes; Amphisphaeriales; Apiosporaceae
Exons: 1
Coding region: 1-834 (277 amino acids)
Source: RefSeq, a predicted model, not a curated record